Molecule: messenger RNA, 3191 nt
Organism: Solea senegalensis (Senegalese sole)
Lineage: Eukaryota; Metazoa; Chordata; Actinopteri; Pleuronectiformes; Soleidae
Gene: tpra1
Product: transmembrane protein, adipocyte asscociated 1
Exons: 11
Coding region: 199-1371 (390 amino acids)
Biological process (GO): G protein-coupled receptor signaling pathway
Cellular component (GO): plasma membrane
Molecular function (GO): G protein-coupled receptor activity
Source: RefSeq, a predicted model, not a curated record
UCGGUCAGCUGACCACACAGGAGAGAUUUGUAAACGGAACUAUCAAGUGCUGCCAUGUUCUUUAUCACGGAUCGAUUUGUCGAUCGAUUACAGUGUAUGUGAGAUCGUUGGAAGUGUGUGCUUAAGUCGCCCCGUUUUAAAAACAUUCACAUUGAGUCGCAGCCUUGAAUACGAGUCCUCUGAAUCGUCUCUGACACCAUGCUAGCCACAGUGACUGCUGUGGUUAGGUUUGCUCAGUACAAUGGCAGCAUUUCACCCACACCUCUGGAGAACACAACAACAUUUACGACAUGGAAACCUGAUCGUGAAGCCAACAUCACCAAGCCUCACAAAUGUCUGCAAGUUCUCUAUGAGGACAUUGGAGAGUCCAGGGUGCGGUUCUGGGAUAUGUUAUUGCUUGUGCCUAAUGUGGCCUUUUUUGUAUUCCUGAUGUGGAAGUUGCCCUCAGCCAGGGCAAAGAUUCGACUCACGUCCAGCCCCAUAUUCGUUACCUUUUACCUGCUGGUUUUUGUUGUAGCAGCAGUUGGAAUCACCCGGGCCAUCGUGUCCAUGACUGUCAGUGCAUCCAGUGCUGCCACCAUCAUAGACAAAGUGCUGUGGGAAAUCACCCGCUUCUUCUUGUUGGCUAUUGAGCUCAGUGUUGUUAUCUUGGGACUGGCUUUCGGUCACCUGGAGAGCAAGUCCAGUAUAAAGCGUGUGCUGGCUAUCAGUGCUGUCCUGGCUCUGGCUUACUCCAUCACACAGGGCACACUAGAAAUCCUGUAUCCAGACAGUCACCUCUCUGCUGAGGACUUCAACAUCUACGGCCACGGGGGGCGGCACUUCUGGUUGGCCAGUUCCACCUUCUUUUUCCUGGUGUACUCUUUGAUUGUGGUCUUGCCUAAAACUCCGGUGAGGGAGAGGAUAUCUCUGCCAUCUAAGAGGAGUUUCUAUGUGUACGCUGCCAUCCUGGCUUUACUCAACCUGGUCCAGGGUCUGGGCAGCGCUCUGCUCUGUGCUGGAAUCAUAGAGGGUCUCUGCUGUGUGGAUGUCACUACCUUCCUCUAUUUCUCCACAUUUGCUCCACUCAUCUAUGUCACGUUCCUCAAAGGCUUCUUUGGUUCAGAGCCCAAGAUCCUGUUCUCCUACAAGUCACAGAUAGAUGAGCCAGACGACACCGACGUCCACCUUCCUCCGACCGUCGCUACUACUCUUGGCCGUAAGGAGCUGAAUGACCAGGGUCUGUUCUACUCCUCCACCCAGAUCGAUGGCUCUGGUCCAGGCAGCUCUCGCAUGGUGGGAGCAUACCUGGAUGAUGUUGCCUCUGGACCGUUUGGGUCCAGCAGCAUUAACAGUAUUGAAGCCGACCGCUGGAGACCCAUCAAUGCCUGAGAUGGUCAUCCAGCUGGACUUUAAAUAUAAUGCACACAUGUUGGGCAGGAUGGUGACCAGUGGAGUUGAUCAAAACAAACAAAAAAACGUACCGCAUUUGGAUACUAAUGGAGGGGGACCUAUGCUCGUCAUUUAUGUGGAGGACUGCGGAUUUAGCAACUGCUUUGCUAAAACAGUUGCAAGAGUGCACUGCUGCUGUGGCUCUACACUCAGAGUUGUUCUGUCCUUUGUUGUGGCCCCGACUGACUCCAUGUUGAUUGUGUUCCACAGGCUUUUAAAUGAGGGGGGGGGGCGCUUACUGACUCAUGUUAGCACAUUUUCUGUCAUUCCAGCAUCAAAUGCUCAGUCUUCAGUGUUGACAUUUUAGCUUCAUUUUAAGUUCCAGAAUCUUUAACAUCUGUACAUUCCCACUAAAGCCUUUGAAUAACAAUAUCUUUGCUGACUUUAUCCGCUGCCCUGUAUUAGAAUUGUGUCUCAAUUGUCACUGUGCCUCUUAAUACAGGGCAAGGACUCGUGUGUUUUGACAGGUGUACUUUGUCUUCUGAGAUUGGUGCUGUUUGUCCUGGUAACAAGUGAACAAGUAUUAGUGUGAUGCGCAUCAACACAGCCUAAUAAGAAAAUCAGUAAGUCAUUAAUGCAGGCUUUGCAUUCAUUUUAAAAACCACACGCCGUCUGUGAGACUCCCUGCUUAGAGGCUGAGACCAGAACAAGCGAAAAAUACAAAAAUCACAUCUCAGCCAUGUGUUUUCAUUCCUCUUUUAUUUGGUUUUGCUUCUUUCUCCCAUCUGAUUUAUCACUCCUACUGAAAGCACAAAAGCACACUUCAUAGCGAUUAUGGAGACGUCAUCAUCUGUGUGAUUCAAACCAGAAAUAUGAACCUAUUUUUUUUGUGUUCACAUUCAGACCUGUGUUCCUUCCUUAUCAACAUGUCUUAUUCAGCUUUGUUUGCUGUAGAAGAGGUUUUCUGAUGUAUGUAUGUUGUUUUAUUUUGCUGCUACCCCACUCUUUGUUCCCCCAUUUGUUAUAGUUUUUAUAUUAUAUUAAGAGAAGUGGUAACCAGUUGACCAAAAAGAAAACAUUGCUCAAUUCUGUCGCAUGAAAUUGUGGUGUUUAUACAGCUUUGAUACAAAGAUGAAUAACUUUGUUUCCCCUCUAAACGAUAAGGCUUUCAGUGGUUAUUUAAGAAAAAAAAUCAUCCUGAUUCAUUUUAUAUCAAGUUUGACUUGUUUAUAUCUUGGCUCAAUUCAUGAUCCAUACUCGCAAACAUAUUAUUACAGAAGUAUACCUUUGAAACCACCUCAUAUCACAUUUUCUUACAGUAAUACAAAGUAGAUAAGAUAUGAUGCAAGUUUUCCCCUGAACAUGUGUUUGGCAGGAGUGGAUUACUGUAUUUAAGAUGGCAGUAUUUAGUGGUGAACUGUGUGCAGAAAAUAUAGGGUUAUAUGUAUUUUUCACUACUGCAAAGUGAAGAAGUGCUAUAUUUACGAGUAAACACAGUAAAUUGCCUAACUCUUGGAAUGUUUGUAUUCAUAUUUGAGUGCUGGUUAACACUGCUGCAUUGCUUGGUGUUCGAAUAGUGAUUGGAAACACCAGUUUGCUGUUUUAUGACAUUACGCUCAAUGUUACGGAAAUGAAAAGUGCACAUUCUGGAUACAGAAGUUGUUUGAGGAGGAAAUAAUUUUACAAAUGGAGUGUUAAAAAACAAACAAAAAAAAACUACGCCUUUUUUUUAUUUAAGUGCAUUGAUUGUAUAGUAUUCAGUACGUACUAAUGCAAUGUGUUGAGCGUUGCAUGAGCAACAGAAUAAACAAUGAACUACU